Tricharina praecox is the source of this 1807-nucleotide messenger RNA. RefSeq lists its product as uncharacterized. Gene Ontology annotation, biological process: Golgi to plasma membrane protein transport. Lineage: Eukaryota; Fungi; Ascomycota; Pezizomycetes; Pezizales; Pyronemataceae. The record is from RefSeq and is a predicted model, not a curated record. Gene Ontology annotation, cellular component: trans-Golgi network. Bases 235 to 1602 code for a protein of 455 amino acids. The transcript is spliced from 3 exons.
UGGGUAUCUAUGAGCAUGAUUACUGCGAGGGGUAGGGAGGAGAUGCCGGUUGAUAAGAAGGGCCAGGGACAUCAUGACUAGCGAAAAGAAGAGCUCAUAGGUAGCUCCGAUCACAGCUGCGUCUGGAGAUCACAUUCGCAUUCACAACCACAUUCAGCAACCCGCCGCAACCGCAUACCCACCACAGCUCCACCGUUAGCUCCAUCCCACCAAAGACAUUUCGAAGUAAACAAUAUGGCCACCACAGCCGGCAUCGCCGCUGCAGUCGUGCCCGGGAAAGCCCUGGGAUUCAUCGCUCUCGGGUCCUCUCUCCACUACGUUCUUGCGCGUCUCCGAAGUUAUGAGAAAGCGUUCACGUCGAUUUCGACCAUCUACGAUCCCAUAUCCCCGCUGUCCUCGCCGGUCGUAAUACUCCUUGAGAAUAACGGGAUCCGCCUGCGCUUCGAUGGCGCCGACCAGCGGCUGCGGUUGAUCGAAGUCCUGGACUUUCAGAAAUGCGGGUUGACGUACAACAACCGCGAGAUCGUGAAGCCUGGCGCUGGAGGCGGCCCGACGUUCAAGGGCAUCUAUAAUAAAUCCUUCGGCCCCACAUAUCCAGGGGAAUACGUUGAAUCGCAGGGCCUCUACGUGCUAUCGUACCCCGGGGUGGCGUUUUCCUUCCCAAUAGACCGUAUAGCCUGGAAAGAAGACGUCGAUUUCGUCUCGCUACUCUCGUCGACCAACGCGCAGCCCGCCACGAGCAUGGCGAUAUUCGCGGGUCCGUCGUGGGCAGACGUGCGAGACGACCUGUUCACGCGCCCCGUCCAGAACCCACGUACCCCCAGCAUCAACGGCUCGAACGCGCGUCUGUCCUCCGCGAACGACGAAGUCGAGUUCAUUCGGAUCCAUGAUGGCAACGCCAUCGAGAUAAUACGGCGCCACAACCCGCCGUUUUGGAUCACGUUGCACUCUACCACGCCGCAGGAUCUGGUGUCGGAGUUGGGCCCGCCGGAUGUGAUAUACCGCAAGAGCGAUCACCGUCUCUCGAUCCACCGUACCCGCCAUGAUGAUAUCGACUCGACAGAGGAGGACACACCGUCCGACGACGACGACUCUGAUCUCUCGGACCUCUCCUCUACUUCCAACGGCGACUGUUUCUACAACUACUUCGUGCACGGCAUCGACAUCUUCAUCUCUAGCGUGCGCUCGUCCAGCAACCCCGUAGCCACCAAGGUAAUAAUCCACGGCAACGUUCCGGGGAGCUACGAGUUCCAGCGAUACCGGCGAUGCAGAUGGGCAGUAGAGCUUUCUCCGCUAUCACCGCCGAAAUCCACAAUGGAUCUGCACGUCGAUAGCGAGCAGUCCUUCGACGAUGUCCUAGUACAGCUCCAUGGACGCUUCGGUGGCGCUCAGAAGCCGAUGCCGUUGAAUCGUGGAAGCGAUUCGCCGAGUAGUAGCUGUGAACUGUUGGGCGGCUGGGAAGAUGGCGAUACGGCGACGGGUGCGAAGGUCCCCCCGGGAACGAACGAGACGACAUAUGGCAAUACUGAACUUUACGGAUUUCCGGGUUUCAUAUUCGAAGUAUUGAAGAAUAAGAGUAUUUCGUGUCUUACCGUGUUUUAACACCUUUUUGGGGGACAGAUUUCGGUCUACUUUAUAUUUUUAUUUUUGCCGUGUUUUACUUUGCUUUCAGCCGUUUGUUUUUUGUGCAGUUUUCAGGCAGGCAUCCAUCAUACCAGAAGUUGAAGUUAUUUAGUUGGGGCAUCGGGUUGCGGGCAUGGAGGAUUAUCCAUUCUUGUUCUCACUGUCUCUCUAUCGUGGUUCUGUG